CUAUCUCCUCUACGGAGCAGCGUACUACUAGAUCCUCAACCGUACCCAUACGAUAUACUACAUACUUCAUACCCAUACUUCGGUACCUUCUCAGUUCCAGCACAUCUCCUCUACUGAACGUACUAGAUCCUACCCCUACUACAUACUCUCAUCAGAGUUCGGUAAUCUUCAUCAGAUCUGAUCCCCGCGCGCAGCUGCUACGCUCCUAAACGGGUCUUUCGCAAGCCUGCUUCGAAUUCCCGCACGUCAGCUUUACGCUUACUAGCUUCGCGAGCGUCGCUUAGCUUCGCGAGCUUCGUCAGCUGCACCCCCAGGGGUUCUUCGAGUAAGAAACCCGAACUCGGCGCGCAAUCGUCGUGGCUGGAAAGUUUCCGUCCAUGGCGCCGGCUUUCGCGGCGGUGCUGUUCGCCGUGGCCUUCUACGGCGCGCUCUUCGCGUCGGGUGCGGCGGCGCAGAGUAACUGCGUUGUAUCGACUCUCCAUGGAUACGACGUGGAGGUGCAGCUCACUGACAGUCUCUUUCUCCACUGGAAGACGCCCAACUCGACGGAGCUCCACCUCGCCCUCGAGACGUACACCUCCGGCUGGGCGGCAGUGGGGUGGUCGCCGGACGGCAACAUGGCCGGCAGCGACGCGGUGGUUGGCAAUCUCGAGGAACGGGCGGCGGACGGCACAGAGGUCAACGGGUCGGGCCUGCCGGCGGCUUAUAAGCUCGUGUCGACCUCCGCCGGCGGCCAGGAGCGCGUUGGGGAAAUGAGCUCUUUCCUCGGGGGGGCAAAGGGCCGUGCGGUGACAGGCGCCGCGACUAUCCUCGAAUUCACUCGCACGGAGGGAUCUGGAAACGUGCCAGUGAAGCUGGCGGGCCCGUCCAACAUCAUCUUUGCGUACUCCGGGGACAGCUCGAGAACUUUUGGUUAUCACGGCCUAACAAGGGGAUCCACGGUACUUGAUUUCUCCUGCACCGUGGGAGGGGCACCGAUAGAAGCACCCGGGAGCGAGCCAGCACCGAUCGAAGCACCCAGGAGCGAGCCAGCACCGAUCGAAGCACCCGGGAGCGAGCCAGCACCGAUCGAAGCACCCGGGAGCGAGCCAGCACCGAUCGGAGCACCCGGGAGCGAGCCAGCACCCAUCGGAGCACCCGGGAGCGAGCCAGCAUCCGUCGGAGCACCUGGAAGCGAGCCAGCACCCGUAGGAGCACCCGGGAGCGAGCCAGCACCCAUCGGAGCACCCGGGAGCGAGCCAGCACCCAUCGGAGCACCCGGGAGCGGGCCAGCACCCAUCGGAGCACCCGGGACCGAGCCAGCACCCAUCGGAGCACCCGGGAGCGAGCCAGCACCCAUCGGAGCACCCGGGAGCGAGCCAGCACCCAUCGGAGCACCCGGGAGCGAGCCAGCACCCAUCGGAGCACCCGGGAGCGAGCCAGCCCCCAUCGGAGCACCCGGGAGCGAGCCAGCACCCAUCGGAGCACCCGGGAGCGAGCCAGCACCCAUCGGAGCACCGGGGAGCGAGCCAGCACCCAUCGGAGCACCCGGGAGCAAGCCAGCACCCAUCGGAGCACCCGGGAGCGAGCCAGCACCCAUCGGAGCACCCGGGAGCGAGCCAGCACCCAUCGGAGCACCCGGGAGCGAGCCAGCACCCAUCGGAGCACCCGGGAGCGAGCCAGCACCCAUCGGAGCACCCGGGAGCGAGCCAGCACCCAUCGGAGCACCCGGGAGCGAGCCAGCCCCCAUCGGAGCACCCGGGAGCGAGCCAGCACCCAUCGGAGCACCCGGGAGCGAGCCAGCACCCAUCGGAGCACCCGGGAGCGAGCCAGCACCCAUCGGAGCACCCGGGAGCGAGCCAGCACCCAUCGGAGCACCCGGGAGCGAGCCAGCACCCAUCGGAGCACCCGGGAGCGAGCCAGCACCCAUCGGAGCACCCGGGAGCGAGCCAGCCCCCAUCGGAGCACCCGGGAGCGAGCCAGCACCCAUCGGAGCACCCGGGAGCGAGCCAGCACCCAUCGGAGCACCGGGGAGCGAGCCAGCACCCAUCGGAGCACCCGGGAGCGAGCCAGCACCCAUCGGAGCACCCGGGAGCGAGCCAGCACCCAUCGGAGCACCCGGGAGCGAGCCAGCACCCAUCGGAGCACCCGGGAGCGAGCCAGCACCGAUCGGAGCACCCGGGAGCGAGCCAGCACCCAUCGGAGCACCCGGGAGCGAGCCAGCACCCAUCGGAGCACCUGGGAGCGAGCCAGCACCCAUCGGAGCACCCGGGAGCGAGCCAGCACCCAUCGGAGCACCCGGGAGCGAGCCAGCACCCAUCGGAGCAUCCGGGAGCGAGCCAGCACCCAUCGGAGCACCCGGGAGCGAGCCAGCACCCAUCGGAGCACCCGGGAGCGAGCCAGCACCCAUCGGAGCACCCGGGAGCGAGCCAGCACCCAUCGGAGCACCCGGGAGCGAGCCAGCCCCCAUCGGAGCACCCGGGAGCGAGCCAGCACCCAUCGGAGCACCCGGGAGCGAGCCAGCACCCAUCGGAGCACCCGGGAGCGAGCCAUCUUCCAUCGGAGCACCCGGGAGCGAGCCAGCACCCAUCGGAGCACCCGGGAGCGAGCCAGCUUCCAUCGGAGCACCCGGGAGCGAGCCAGCACCCAUCGGAGCACCCGGGAGCGGGCCAGCACCCAUCGGAGCACCCGGGAGCGAGCCAGCACCCAUCGGAGCACCCGGGAGCGAGCCAGCACCCAUCGGAGCACCCGGCAGCAAGGCGGCACCGAUCGGCACAGCUCGUCGUCUUCUUCGUGUGCAUGGGCUCCGCGGUUGCUGAUUUCCCUUGCAAGGCACUACCCAGCCCGUCGCCACGACCCCCCCAGCUGAUCAACAUGCCUCCUGCCUAAGGCACGAGGAUUGGCUCUCAGCCGUGCAUCUUGGCUGGUGUCCGUGGCAGUGCUUGCUGGCCUGGCUCCUUCUCUUUUGCAAGUAGCCUUGGUGAUGGCGUGCAUGCCUCAUGCGAUCAACCUUGCCAAUAAAAUGCAUGCCCAUGUUUUCUAGUGAUGCCUCAAUAAAAUAUAUUUGUUCCA
Closterium sp. NIES-67 is the source of this 3051-nucleotide messenger RNA. The record is from the annotation of a GenBank genome assembly. Lineage: Eukaryota; Viridiplantae; Streptophyta; Zygnematophyceae; Desmidiales; Closteriaceae.